Messenger RNA from Racocetra persica, 340 nucleotides. The record is from the annotation of a GenBank genome assembly. Lineage: Eukaryota; Fungi; Glomeromycota; Glomeromycetes; Diversisporales; Gigasporaceae.
UAACAUUGGUGAAGAACAUUGUGAAAACUGUGGUCAAAGAAGUUAUACAGAACCUAAGAAUAUUUCAAAAGAAACAAUGAAAAAUUUAAAUAAUAAGGUAAUAGAUGUUCAUUAUGUAGAAGUUGGAAGAAAGAAUCAUGAAAGUUUGAAGUGUAGAGAAAAAGAUAAAAUGAUACAAAAAGUUGAUGAUAUAAAUAUAGAAAAUAAUGAAGUGGUAAAAAGGGUGAAAAUAAAUAGAGAAUUUGCAAAAGCAAUGAUUAGAACUAAAGCCAGUAGUCAUAUUGAUGAUGAGUUCGUUGGAUAUAUUCUUAGACUCGAGGUUGAUAUUGAUAGCAUUAAA